Messenger RNA from Metarhizium album ARSEF 1941, 1065 nucleotides. Its product is annotated as putative protein family UPF0645, transmembrane. NCBI's taxonomy places the organism in Eukaryota, Fungi, Ascomycota, Sordariomycetes, Hypocreales, Clavicipitaceae. The transcript has a single exon. Bases 1 to 1065 code for a protein of 354 amino acids. Gene Ontology annotation, cellular component: Dsc E3 ubiquitin ligase complex; endoplasmic reticulum. Gene Ontology annotation, biological process: protein processing. The record is from RefSeq and is a predicted model, not a curated record.
AUGAUCGACCGUCCACGUGCUGGCACCACCGAGACCGGACUCGUGGCGCGCGGUGGGUCCGGCCCCUUGGCUCCCAGCACGAUCAGCCAAUCACAGCAUCUUUCCCGCCGCCACUCCUCCGAGCAUCGUCACCCGCUUCAUCACCACCAACAUCAAUAUUCAUUCUCCCCUCCAAAUCGCCCCAGCAGAUCCAAGUUCAGCGCCAACGGCAAACCGCGAGAUGCCGCCAUGACAACCCCCGCGCUCAUCAACCCGCUCCUCCUCACCAUCCGCUUCUCAGCCUCCAUCCCCGACCUGGACCUCGACAUACCGUCGCCCCGAACCACCACCGUCCUCUCCCUCAAACACCUCCUCCGCACCCGUCUCGCCACCCGCAACCGCCUCCGCCUAAUCUACCAGGGCCGCAUCCUCCCCGACUCAUCAGCUCUCAGCUCCGUUCUCAAGCAGCCUCCCCCGCCGCCUCCCCCGGCGUCAUCAUCCACCGCCGACACCAAGGGCAAAGGCAAGGGCAAGGCGGUCGAGGGCGCCCCCGUCCGGAUAUACGUCAACUGCUCCAUCGGCGAUGAACUGUCGCCGCGGGAGCUCGCCGACGAGGAGUCGUCUGCCGCAAACCCGCCGCACCAGCCGGACCGCGAGCCUCCCAACCCGGCCGGCCGCGCGGCGCCCCGGCCAAGAGGAUUCGACCGCCUGCUCCAAGCCGGCUUCACGUCGUCUGAAGUGUCCACCCUCCGUACCCAGUUUGCAUCCAUACAAACAGAGCGCUUCACGCCUGAUUCUCUGCCCUCGCCGGAUAGCAUGAGGCGGCUCGAGGAUGCGUGGAUCGACAAUAAUGCAGGCGAGCUACCGAGUGCCGCCAAUCCGCUGGAGGACGAGCUGAGCAACAUGUCCACCGUGCUGGACGUGCUUAUCCGGGGCAUGAUGAUCGGUUUCUUCUUUCCCCUGGGUAGCAUCACGUGGCUGCUGAGGCAGGGCCUUUGGAGCGAGAAGUGGCAGAUUUUCGUGGGCUCCGGCGUCGUUCUGAGCGUCACGGUUGGCAUUGUCAUGGGCAUUUCCGGCGACAGGUAG